UGCAGUCAAUAUCAAAAUUCUUCCAUCAGGUCUAAGCCUACCAAAGAUCGAAGAGAAAGUUUCUGAACUCGUUAAACAGUUUUCCAAUAAAUGAAAGAUGAUAUUGUUACUUGUGGUGAGUCAUACAUGGGCAAUCCAGCAAGAUGAAAAUGGGAGGAUGUGAAAGAAGUGCAAGCUGAAAUGAAGGUGACAGGGAAGCGGAUUAUUGAAAUAUUUGGAAAGGCUGGUUAUGUACCUGUUAUUCCCAUUAAGAUUUUUAUGAGAGAGUUGCCUAUUAUGUUGUUGUUUAGUGACUGCAGUUAGGGAUGGAUUGAUUUAAUACCUUAUGUUCUUGCUUUGUAUGUAUUUUCUGUGCUUACUUAUAGGUAAGCAGGUGACUAAUUUUUUUCACCUGCGGUGUUGCUUUGUUUCCAAAUUCUUGUUCUUGAGAUCAUUUAUUAAGAGUUUCAUGCAUAAAGUUGUUUAGCCGAGAACAUCUUUACCGAUGGAAUAUUUGUGGUUGCUUUCUUUCAUGUUCAACAUCUUUUGAAUUUCAUUUAGUGCAAUAAUGUAUUGGCGCACUCAUUAUGGAAGUCUUUCAUUACAGUUUCUUUUGGUGCAUUUGAAUGGGACCAUGAAUCAUGAUGCUCUUAUUUGGAAAUAUUCUUCUAGCUUGAAAUAGGAAAUAUUUGGAAUCAUGAUGCUAUAAUGAAUGAGAUUAUCAAUACCAUGGCAACUUUAAUUUGCUGUUUCUAUUCAAUAGAUGUUGUGAUCUGGACAUAUUCUGGGUGUUAGUAUAUAUACUAAUACUAUCCUAUAGUCUUUAUAUUCUCUUACUCUUUCGAUUAAACUCAUCACGCUGUCAUGCUACGGGAGAGGAUAAGAGAAGGAGCAGCCAUGGUCGCAUCUGGAACAAAUUUGAUCAGGACAUGUAAGAGCUGAGAAGAAUAAAGGUUGCAACAAGCAAGACAUGUGCUCUCCCUCUCCCGCUCUCUCAUUAAACAAAAACCCUCUCAUUCAUGUGAAUACUCUUCUGCACAUUAAAUACAACUCACCUACUCAUGUGUCUUAGCAUGAUGCUCCCUAUCCACAUAUGCCAUAGCAAUCAAGCUGUUCAUGAAAUUGGUUGGAAUCAACUCAUAUUUAUAAACUCCAAUUUCAUCUUAUACUUUCAACACCACCAUGUCAAUAUCACUCCUUUUCCUCUAUAUUCUCUUCUUCCCUUCCUACACGAGUCUCCCGGAUCCGAUUCUCCCAACACCAUCAUCUCAUCCAACAGCAUUAACAAUCCCUUCAUUCCAAGAACAAUCUUAUGUUAAAGGCUGUUCUUUAUCUCUCUCAAAUGAACUUUUUAAUGGCAUAAAAAGUGCAUGUAGUUCAUCAAAACACAGUAAACUCGACCGUAACCGAUGUUGUCCCGUUCUUGCAGCAUGGUUGUACUCUUCCUACUCUGCCACUGCUCUUAGAAACCACUCACCAUCAUCAUCGUCGUCGUCAUCGUCAUUUGACAUGCCUUUGGUGCCUGAUGAUUCAGAAACAUGUGUGGAUGGUUUGGAAAAGGCUUUGAAAGUUAGAGGAAUCGAGAUUGUAAAUCCAAAUGCGAGUUGUGAUUUGGUGUAUUGUUAUUGUGGGAUUAGGCUGCAUCCUUUUAACUGUCCCGAUUCAUUUUCUGUAACCAAAAGUGGUGAACUUGUUGGAGAUGAAAGUGUUAGAAAGUUGGAGAAGAGUUGUUUGAGUGGCGACAAACAUGUCAAUGGUUUUCAAGGUCUUGGAGGGUGUUCUAAGUGCUUGAAUAGUCUCUACUUGCUUAACAAAAAGACCUCAAAUUCAAGCAAAGAACAAGACAGAACCGCAAAGAUUCACAACAAAGAUUGCGAGCUAAUGGGCUUGACAUGGCUUCUGUCGAAGAAUCAGACGACUUAUAUUCACACGGUUACAGAUGUUCUUCGCGCUUUAUUGUUGAAUAAUGAUGGAUCUAAGCCACAAUCAUGCACUCUUAAUAGUGAUGGAAUGCCUCUAGCUGUUGAUUCAUCUGAAAUCAUAAAUGAGCAAUCUUCUUCAACCAAUCUCCAACCACCUAUGUUUUUUUCUUUGUUAUUAGUACUAUGUGUGCAUGUUUUUGUGCUAUUCUCUUAACUAAAACCUUAAUCAUGGUUGGUUACUAUGUGUUGAUAGGGACAAGUACAUUUCAGAGACAAUUAUGUGUUUCACAAGAUAUUUAUGAACUUUACCUUCAUAUCAUGUAUGUUAUAUGUCUACACUUAAUGUGGGAGGUUGUAGAUAUUUGUUGCUAGUACAACAAUUAUUCCAAGGACAAAGAUUUGUCACAAGUUCAGCAUG
Vicia villosa (hairy vetch) is the source of this 2319-nucleotide messenger RNA. RefSeq lists its product as uncharacterized. The transcript is spliced from 3 exons. The coding region runs from base 1162 to 2115 and encodes 317 amino acids. The record is from RefSeq and is a predicted model, not a curated record. Lineage: Eukaryota; Viridiplantae; Streptophyta; Magnoliopsida; Fabales; Fabaceae.